Messenger RNA from Mycotypha africana, 507 nucleotides. RefSeq lists its product as uncharacterized. The transcript has a single exon. Bases 1 to 507 code for a protein of 168 amino acids. The record is from RefSeq and is a predicted model, not a curated record. Lineage: Eukaryota; Fungi; Mucoromycota; Mucoromycetes; Mucorales; Mycotyphaceae.
AUGGAAAACAAAACGACAGAGAUAGAUGGCAUCAAUCAGCUGCUUACCGGACAUCAAUCAGGACAGCAGAAUCAAAUAGAUGACGAUGUUUACAAGAAACCCUCUAUUGCUAGCGGCAUAUCGAAACCUCCCAGUUAUGAACGGACAAUGAGAACACAGCCGCCCCCGCCUAGCUACAAACAAUCUACAAGACUAUACUAUAAUAAUCAGCCGUACAUAAAAGAUAAUGAGUUUAUGUUUUGUACGCAUUGCCACUUUAACCGUUACAACUACUCUGACAUGGAAACGAAUACUCACUGUACUGCUAACACUAGCAACGGAGAUUUCUCUGAUGAUGAUUUGACUAUAGCAACUACUAAAAGAAUGAGAUCAUGCAUUUUUUCUUGGUACACGACAUUACGCGACGCAAAACUAGUUUUUUUCGCCUUUUUUGUCAUUUUUACAUUGGUAAUUUUGGGGCUAGUGAUCCCUUUCGUUAGAUAUCCUCAUAUAGCGGCGAAUAGUUAA